GCGGGAAUCCAUCCAUGUCGGUCAGUUAUUUCCUCUCCUAAUCAACAGCUUCCGGCAGGUUGGCUGACUGGACAGUAGAGGCCUUGUUUAUCACCAGUGUGUCUUGCACAACAUCCACUUGUUGAAUUCCUAUUGUCUAGUCAAGUCUCAUUAAUCUGGAUAACUGAUAUGAAAGAAGGUAGAAUGAGCCUCCCUCUCUCUCCUCCCUCCCACCACUGUCUUUUUUCACUGCCUAAAAGGAAGUGACCUGCUUGUCUGAACAGGAAUCGGGUCGAGGCCACACAGCAGGACGAGACAAACAAACACACAAGCCUCUGACUAAACACUUAGAAGUAAAGUGACUUGAAUAACUAGUCUUCUGUAAUAAAAAGGAGGAUAAGAUAAUCUUCAGUACACAAGAUGCAUUUAAAAAAAAAGAAAAAAGUAGAAUGUAGAAUUUAGAUACGUAAGGUCCAGUCUCUAGCAGCACUCUUCAAUCAGCUCAUUUCUAUUGAUACUGUACUUUGGUUUGGGCCCCACCCCUCUCUUCUCUUCUCUACACCUCCCCUUUCCCCUUCCUAUGCAAAUGUCACCACCACCCACAAUAAAUACACCUAUUCAGCCAUCCAGCCCCCUGCACUGCCAAACCAGGGUCUUCUUUUACUCCAGACAGGCACUUGAGGGUUUCUCCAUCAUUCUAACUUCUUUUCCAGGAUGACUGCAGACAUCAGUUCUUCUAUUACUUACAGGAAAUCUUUCCAUUCAGCUACUAUACUGUUUCUCCUUCUGAGUACUGGACUGAGCAGCAUAUUGACACUUGGUCCUGGUGACAGUAGAAUCAGGGCUGGGAGGCAGGGACUAGCAAGGUCUGAUGGCAGAGAAAAGGUCAAGAGUGAGGACAGGAGACCUUUGAAAGCCAACAGCCAAUCUGGGCACAGUCUCAUUUCUGGACCAGGAGCUGAAGCAGCAGAUGAGGAUGACGAUGUUUGGGGGGACACUGAUACCAUUACUGGCUUGAGGUCCGUGUUUUCUAUAGGAGAAAGUGGCCUGUGGGAGCCCCGCAGGUCCACUCGCUGUGUCCCCAUACCAGCUGGAAUGGCCUUGUGUCAAAACAUCGGCUAUGACACUAUGAGGAUGCCCAAUCUGCUGGGCCACGAGUCUCCAGCUGAGGCUGUACAACAGAGUGCUAGCUGGCUGCCACUACUUGCCAGGGAAUGCCACCCUGAUGCUCGCAUCUUUCUCUGUUCUCUCUUUGCCCCCAUCUGCCUUGACAGGUUCAUAUCACCCUGCAGGAGUUUGUGUGAGUCUGUACGGGACAGCUGCGCCCCAAUCAUGAGUUGCUAUGGCUACCCCUGGCCAGAAAUUCUGCGCUGUGACCAGUAUCCUGCAGACCAUCUCAUGUGCAUCUCCUCCAUCACUAAUACAACUGUUCACAUGGGGAGACGUAGAGUGCCUCAGGCAAGCUGUCGGGAUUGUGAGCUAGAGGAAACCUCAUCUUCAAAAGAUACACUGGAAACCUUCUGUAGGAGUGAUUUUGUUGUGAAACUGCGAAUAACCCGACUUCAGUACAGUCCAGUAAGCCUGUCUCAGUUUUCUCUGGCUGCUAAACUAGACGUUCUGAAGCAUGGUCCGCUCUUGGGUGGACAGGUACGUUCUCGCAUUGAGCUGUGGCUGGAAAGGGAUGCCACGUGUGUGAAAAACAUGACGCGGAGCCACCCACGAGGUGGCACGUUCUUAGUGACAGGCCUUGUACAGGGUGAUCGAUUGGUGGUCAACAAGGCUUAUGUCUGGCAUAAACGGGACAAGAACCUGAUGGCAGCAGCACGGAAAUGGAAGCAUUAUCAAUGUCGAAGUUAGGAUUAUGGAGAAAAAAAUAGAGCUACUGUUAGAUCAAUCACAAUAAUAUUUUGGUUUGUAUCUGUAUAUAAUGUUUUGUCUGGUUUUAUAAUAUCAUGUUAAACCUUAAUAAUAACGCUGGUUUUGAAGAAAAUGUCUCUUUGGCAGAAGAUUUGUGUAAUGUACAUAUCCAUGUAUUUUAUUGCUGGUUUAUAUUUGUAUAACUUUGAGCAUAAUAAAAUGU
This is a messenger RNA of Betta splendens (Siamese fighting fish), 2059 nucleotides long. RefSeq names its product secreted frizzled-related protein 5. The transcript is spliced from 4 exons. The record is from RefSeq and is a predicted model, not a curated record. Gene Ontology annotation, molecular function: Wnt-protein binding. Bases 694 to 1836 code for a protein of 380 amino acids. Gene Ontology annotation, biological process: non-canonical Wnt signaling pathway; canonical Wnt signaling pathway; negative regulation of canonical Wnt signaling pathway. NCBI's taxonomy places the organism in Eukaryota, Metazoa, Chordata, Actinopteri, Anabantiformes, Osphronemidae.